AUGAUGUCCGUGGUCAUGACGGUGAUACUGAUUGUAACAUGGCCAUGUGGGACCAUCCUGAACUCAUCCAUUAUAGCUGUCUAUCUCAGCGACUGGAAGAAGGGAGUGAAACUUGGGGAGUGCGAUCAGAUCAGUCUCAGCUUGGGGUGCACCAACAUUCUCUUGCAGUGCUUCACAACAUUUGGAGUGGCAUCCAUAUCAUAUGGACUAUGCUUUCCGCUUAUCGAAAAAGUCUGUUUAGUGGUCUUCACUGUGCUCUGGUUUCCUGUUUAUCUCUCAUUUUGGCUCACUGCCGGUCUCUCCAUCUGCUACUGCCUGAGACUGGUCAAUCUGUCACCUAAAUUCUGCAUUCCGUUAAAAAGGAGACUCUCUCAUAUUGUUCCCCCACUACUUGUGUGGUCAGUGGCAAUUUCAUCUAUUAUUACGGUUCCAAUGAACUGGACUAUAGCAACUGACCAGAAUACAACAAUGAUGUAUUAUAAUAUUUCUGUUAAUGUUGUUUACUUGAUCCUUGAAACUGCAUUUGGUAUCAGCCUGCCCUCCAUUAUUACCUCUAUUUGUAUUUUCCUUUCCCUGAUAUCGCUCCUGAGGCACAUCCGGAGGAUGAAGCAGAACCCUCAGUUCGGGAGUCCUCAGCUGAAGAACCUUAUAAGAGCUUGCAGGACAAUGUUCCUACUCAUGGCUCUGAAUUUUCUUUUUUUCCUGAUAAUUUUCAGUUUAAUGGUACCGCCAUAUAAUGUAGGAACUGUAUGGGAUAUGGUGAGAUAUUCGGGCAUCAUGUUAAACCCAUCAGGUCAAGCCGUUGUUCUGAUCUUUGGAAAUUCCAAGUUACUCAGUGCCUGGACAAAGACCUUGUUUCGUCAGUGA
Molecule: messenger RNA, 867 nt
Organism: Xenopus tropicalis (tropical clawed frog)
Lineage: Eukaryota; Metazoa; Chordata; Amphibia; Anura; Pipidae
Gene: t2r20
Product: bitter taste receptor 20
Exons: 1
Coding region: 1-867 (288 amino acids)
Biological process (GO): sensory perception of taste; G protein-coupled receptor signaling pathway
Cellular component (GO): membrane
Molecular function (GO): bitter taste receptor activity; G protein-coupled receptor activity
Source: RefSeq, a predicted model, not a curated record